GCCGUUGCCACCCUUUGGCUGUUGUGAGCGGUGCUGCUCUGAGCAUGUGUGUGCCUGUAUUUGCUCAGUCCCUGUCUCCAGCUUUCCUGGGCUUCUCCCUGGGAGUGGAACUGCUGGGUCCUAGAUUUGGCUUUCUGGGGAGCUGCCACACUGUUUUCCACUGCACACUUCAGCACUGAAACAUCAGGAGGCGUCCACCGUGUAGUGAUGGGGGGUGUCCACGUGGCUGAUAUGUAGGGCCACGGGGGUUUCCAGACAGGUGCCUGCAGUGGGCCUGGGGCAGCCCAGCUCCAGCCUGACACACAUGCUCCCCUCCCUCCCUCUGGGCCAGGCUGCCCCACUCCAUCUUUCUGCUUAAUCUUCUCAGGGCCCAGGAGGUUUCACCACGUUGGCCAGGCUGGUAUUGAACUCCUGACCUUGCAUGAAGCACAAGUCCUCUCUAGGUUCAAGGUUCCAUGGUCUGACCCAGCUUUACCCCAGCCACGCUGACCUUGGAGGCCCUCCCCUGCCUGCAGGGCUUUGCCACUCCCUGAGUGCCCCUCCCAACCCCUUCACCGGUCCAUCCCCGAGCUGUCCACACACAGGCAGGCGGGCUGUUCAUUUCACUGCCACUCAGUGCCAGCACCAGCCAGGACCCCCACCCAGGGCUUGUCAUUGAAGAGCUCGGCCCCCACCGGCCUCCAGCUCCCCCUUCCCUGCAGCCAGAGGGAUCCCAGAAGCCCCGUCAGGCAGGGCAGACCACCCUCGACUCAGGACGCCCAGCAGCUCUGUCACACAUGGGGUGAAGGUCCCUGGAGGCCCGCCUCCUGCAGUCACCUCCCCUAGGUCUCUUUCCUUCCCCUGUUCAUGCCUCUGUUCCACCCUUCCCCACUAGAACGGGCAUCCCUGAGGCCAGGGCUGUGCAAGCUUCCAGUGGCUGCCGCCGCAAGUCCCCACCCCGUCAGCCGCACACAUGGCAGAGACAUUAGCUCCCCGGCCUGUCUGAAAGGUGUCUCCUGGGCUGAAGUCAACGCGUUGGCGGCCGGGCGUGCUUCUGGAGGCUCCAGGGAGACUUUGUUUCCUGCCCUUUGCUGCCCGCCCACUUUCCUGGGCUCUCCCCAUCAUUCUCUCUGCCUCCACCUACGGUCAUGGCUGCUUCCUUGACUCAGCCCUUCAUGCCUCAUUCUUAGCUGCAGAGAGACGAGGCGGCGGCUGCUGUGUUGGGGGCAGUGAGGAGGAGGCCCUUGGUGGUGCUCAUGGCUGGCCAGGACCCCGCGCUGAGCACGAGUCACCCGUUCUACGACGUGGCCAGACAUGGCAUUCUGCAGGUGGCAGGGGACGAUCACUUUGGAAGAUGCGUUGUCACGUUCAGCUGCUGCCGGAUGCCACCCUCCCAUGAGCUGGACCACCAGCGGGUGCUGGAGUAUUUGAAGUACACGCUGGACCAGUACGUCGAGAACGAUUAUACCAUCGUCUAUUUCCACUACGGGCUGAACAGCCGGAACAAGCCGUCCCUGGGCUGGCUCCAGAGCGCAUACAGGGAGUUCGACAGGAAAUACAAGAAGAACUUGAAGGCCCUCUACGUGGUCCACCCCACCAGCUUCAUCAAGGUCCUGUGGAACAUCCUCAAGCCGCUCAUCAGUCACAAGUUUGGGAAAAAAGUCACCUAUUUCAACUACCUGAGCGAGCUCCAUGAACACCUUAAAUACGACCAGCUGAUGAUCCCUCCCGAAGUUCUGCGGUACGAUGAGAAGCUCCAGAGCCUGCACGAGGGCCGGACGCCGCCUCCCACCAAGACGCCGCCCCCGCGGCCCCCGCUGCCCACGCAGCAGUUUGGCGUCAGUCUGCAAUACCUCAAAGACAAAAAUCAAGGCGAACUCAUCCCCCCCGUGCUGAGGUUCACAGUGACGUACCUGAGAGAGAAAGGCCUACGCACCGAGGGCCUGUUCCGGAGAUCCGCCAGCGUGCAGACCGUCCGCGAGAUCCAGAGGCUCUACAACCAAGGGAAGCCCGUGAACUUUGACGACUACGGGGACAUUCACAUCCCUGCGGUGAUCCUGAAGACCUUCCUGCGAGAGCUGCCGCAGCCGCUUCUGACCUUCCAGGCCUACGAGCAGAUUCUCGGGAUCACCUUUCUGCCCCUGGCCCCCUCUGGAGCUCAGGAGGGAGCCCCUGCCGUUCCAGGUGUGGAGAGCAGCCUGCGCGUCACCUGCUGCCGCCAGAUCCUACGGAGCCUUCCAGAGCACAACUAUGUUGUCCUCCGUUACCUCAUGGGCUUCCUGCACGCGGUGUCCCAGGAGAGCAUCUUCAACAAAAUGAACAGCUCUAACCUGGCCUGUGUCUUUGGGCUGAAUUUGAUCUGGCCAUCCCAGGGGGCCUCCUCCCUGAGUGCCCUUGUGCCCCUGAACCUGUUCACGGAGCUGCUGAUCGAGUACUAUGAAAAGAUAUUCAGCGCCCCAGAGGCACCUGGGGAGCCCAGCCUGGCACCACGGCAACAGGGGAGCAGGGCAGCCCCUUUGCAGGAGGCUGUGCCGCGGACACGAGCCACCGGCCUCACCACGCCUACCAUACCUCCGAGUCCCCUGACGGCGGCCAGAAGAUGUCUCUAGUGUUGCAAACAUUCUGUGUAUUUCAAGCUACCUCCCACCCUUGUCAGUGCACUUGUGUGUUUUGUAAACUUGCCAUCUGUAAAAAUAACCCUGCCUUAGAUGAACUCACAACCUUCUAAUGAAAACUCCAUGCCUCUGGUCCUUGGACUCCUCUAUGGUUCCUGAGCUGUGGACUGGGCUAGAGUAAUGCA
Chlorocebus sabaeus (green monkey) is the source of this 2779-nucleotide messenger RNA. NCBI's taxonomy places the organism in Eukaryota, Metazoa, Chordata, Mammalia, Primates, Cercopithecidae. The record is from RefSeq and is a predicted model, not a curated record.